GUACUAACAUUGCAUUGGUGUUUCAAAUUCGUCUGAGAUUUUCCACAUUGGAUCACUCGCGUCAUUUAAUUGUUGUUUCAACGAGGAUCUAAAUGAAUAUACCGCCAGACAGCGAAACAUCUGCGGAGACUUACCCGGUUUUAUAUGGAGAAGAAUUAGUUAGAUAUACGACUGGACGGGACAGGCGUUGACUUAUCUUCUGCCCACGCUGAAGUACAGGAUACUUUAAUUUCCUUUUAUUCCGAAGGGACAGAUGUAGUUUUGAACGGACCUGUGGGCGAACGGAAAACGAAGCCUACAGAAUGCUGAGUCCCGCCACCUGCGAGUCGUCCUACGCAUCUAGGUACGUGGAGGAGUACCUGGACCUAGUGGAGUCGCUGCCCUUCGACCUCCAGAGAAACGUCUCCCUUAUGCGGGAGAUUGACGCGAAAUACCAGGAGAUUCUGAAGGAGUUGGAUGAAGCUUAUGAGAAGCACAAAAGGGAGACAGACCCAGCCCAAAGGAGGCGUCUGAUGUAUUCCAUCCAGCGGUCCUUGAUACGGAGCCAGGAGCUGGGUGAUGAGAAGAUCCAGAUCGUCAGCCAGAUGGUAGAGCUAGUGGAGAACCGUGUUCGACAGGUGGACAGUCACGUGGAGUUUCUUGAACCUUCUCAGGAGCCCGUGGAGAACGUGACUGGUCAGGAGAAGAAGCGGGACGAGGUGGUCAUCAUCCCAGAGAAGUCCAACGGGAAGCGCUCCCGGCGCCAGAAGAACCAUGAGAACCGUGAGAAUUCGGCUGCCAACCUCGAGCAUGGAGAUGAGGGCAGUGCUGGGACACCCAAAGAGAAGAAGGUCAAGGUCUCCAAAAAGAAGAAGAGGGCCAAGGCCAAGACUGAGAGGGAGGCGUCUGCCCCUGAUGUUCCCAUCGACCCCAAUGAGCCGACCUAUUGCCUGUGUGACCAGGUCUCCUACGGGGAGAUGAUUGGCUGUGACAACGAAGAGUGUCCCAUCGAGUGGUUCCACUUCUCCUGCGUGGGACUCAACCAUAAGCCGAAGGGGAAGUGGUACUGUCCGAAGUGCCGGGGGGACAGUGAGAAGACAAUGGAUAAAGCCCUGGAGAAAUCUAGAAAGGAAAGGGCCUACAACAGGUAGCUUCUUGGGUGGAGACCAAAGACCUGAUGACCUGUUAGUCAGUCCUGCAGCAUGGUUAGACACACCAGACUGUUGCCCUUCCCUGUAGCAUCACAACCUGAUUCAGGUUCCCAGAUGAUUUACGCACUAGUGCAAGAAAGCAAGACGUGUGACACACAGGCCUUGUACUUUGACAUGAUGUUGGUGUCAAUCUGACUUUGCACACAGAAAGAAAAAGCAAGUAAGAGUUGGACUGGAAGAUCUUUUGAUCAGAAUGAGGGAUGAUGAGUCUGUUCCCAAACAGCUUUCAAUCUGCUGUACAUAAAGGUCUUCGACUAAUGGCGUAAAUAUAGUUUUUUUUGGCUCAGUGACCUUCAGUUCACAGCUGCCACCCCAGCAUCCAGUCACUGUUCCUUAUGCUAUUGGUGUGGCUUAGCAACCUGUCAGUACCUCAAUGGGAAUGAUUUUUACGAAUCAGCCCAGAAUUUUGAGUUUAAAUGAGUGAAGUACCCCCAGCACCCCCCCGAAAGAGACACUGGCACUCAAGGUCAUUUGGCAGUAAGCUUAAUCAGAUCUGUUACCAAUAAGUUCAGAUGUUGAUAAUUUUGCCAAUGUUGACCCUGCGUUUUUUUUUUUUUAUUAUUCAGUCAUUUCAAACAUUGUUCUAUUAUGCUGUGCUGUAUAUUUUUGAUUGCACUUCCUGCAUUUGAAGUGAAGCAGGCAGUUGUAUAAAUGUCCUGAAAGCGGUGUAUAAAUGCUCCACCAGUAAACAGAGUUUGCAGUGUUUACAAACGU
Messenger RNA from Paramormyrops kingsleyae, 1904 nucleotides. RefSeq names its product inhibitor of growth family, member 1 (gene ing1). NCBI's taxonomy places the organism in Eukaryota, Metazoa, Chordata, Actinopteri, Osteoglossiformes, Mormyridae. The record is from RefSeq and is a predicted model, not a curated record. Gene Ontology annotation, cellular component: nucleus. Gene Ontology annotation, biological process: positive regulation of DNA-templated transcription.